AUGUCGGAGUCCGGGGAUCAGCUCAAGCGCAAACGUGCCCGGGUCGCUUGCGAGCCAUGUCGGCAGAGAAAAAGGAAAUGCAAUGGAGCGACCCCCUGCGCAACCUGCACUGACUGGGGCUAUAACUGCCACUAUACAGACCAAACGCCCCGGAAACGUCGUCUAUCGCAGCCGUCUUCCGCUGCGACGGCAGCGAAGCCAUCCUCUCCCGCCGCCGCCGCCGCAGCAGCAGUGGGAGGAGAGUCCCUCCGCUCGCCCGAUGAAGCCGUCACUCAAUCCCAUCAUCACCAUCAAGGGAUAGCCCGCAGUCUCGAAGCGAAUUCCGCCGCCGCGUUUGUACGCAAGAUGGGCCUCAAGGUUGAUCCCGCCCAGGCGCCGAAACUGGCUCUGUUCGGAUGGAACAUCGGCGCACGGCAGUUAUCCUCCGGAACGGGGGCGAUCUCCGCCCGACCCAUUGUCGAUGUCAUCUCGGUGGCCGAUAUGAAGCAGCUGGCCGAGGUCUACUUCACCAAGAUCGAUCCGUGCUACGGCUUCAUCGACCGGCGCGUCUUCGACGACCGCCUCGAGACCCGAUGGCAGACCCCGCUGUCCAGCGGUUCCAUCUAUGACAGCAUCCUCGCCGGAGUCGCGGCGCUGGGCUCGCUCUUCUCCCACCGGAACAUGACCAUUACGGAGCUGCACCUCGUCGAAGCCGCCCGGUCGAUCCUGGACGGCCACGACGGGUCCGGCCCCCCGUCCCUCGAGCUGGUGACGGGCUGGGCGCUCCGCGUGGUCUACAUGCGCAUGACGGCGGCGCCGCACGCCACCUGGAUCGCCAGUUCGACGCUGAUGCAUCUCAUCGAGGCGGCUGGUCUGCACCUGGAACCUUCAUCUUCUUCUUCUGCAACUUCGCACGACACCGUCCCGUUGCGCGCUCCGGCCACGACGCCGCCCCACGACCGGGAGAUCAGCCGUCGCCUCGUGGGCGUCGCGCACCACCUCAACAUCUGGACCUCCUUCGACCUCGGCCUAUCCCGCGUCGCCUUCCGCACGGGACUGCCGCUGCCAGCCUCGCCCACGAACCCAGGCGACUACACACCCGAGGUGCUCAACCUCCUCCCGGCCUCCGCAUGCCUCGACCCGGAGAACUCGCAAACAGACAGCGACCUCGAACCGACCCUCACCAAAGUCCUGCAGGGCACGCACACGCAACCCCCGUCUGUGAUGGCCCAGACCAACCUCGUCCUCUGCAUCCUGCGCCGGCUCCGCAUUCUGAACCUCUCCAUCACCCCGCAGGUCACGGACCAGGUCCUCGUCCUCUUCGGCCAGGCCCUGUCGUACGCGCGCACCAUGGUCACGGACGGCAGCCCCUGGCACCAGGUCGCCAACGUGCCGAUGCAGAUCCUCUAUGUCCUGCUGGAGAUGGACACGCGCGCGUCGCUGGCGAUGCUGCCCGUCGCGAUGCAGACGGUGACGCUGGUGGCGACCACGUACGAUACCGCCACCAUGCGCGAGGCGUACAGCACCGCGCGCUUGCUGGUGUCGCUGUACCAGCAGCGUCGUUCGGAGGACACGAGGGUGCUGGCCGAGGUGCUGAAUCUGGCUCCCGAGGCAGGGGAGACCGUGACCGAGCCAUUCAGCCCGAGGGUCGACGAGUUAUCUUGGUUAGAGGGCUUGGUCGCAGAGAUGCCUAGUCUACAAGGCCUAGAGCUAGAGCCCUGGCUCCAAGGAGAUAGAUGGGUGUUUCUACACCUCAUGGAGAGCCCUUCUGCUGCUCCUCCACCUCCACCUCCUCUUCUCCAACAUCGACACGACAAUUUCCGGCGACUGGUUACGCCCAAGAAAAAGGGCUUCACUCCUUCUAUCCCGCUUCUGUCUCCAGUUCGUCGGCAGGUCAGCAUAGCGCGCGGGCCUCUCUCCCUAGAGUCGAGUACUAUCCUUGUUUUGUCUGGCAGAAUGACGACUCACUCGGGAAUGGACGGGUUCUGCCUGGUGUGCGGCCACGCCAACAACCACCACCGCACUGCGCCCUGCCCUGCGGCUGGUUGCUCGAAUAGAUGGAAGGAAUGCACCAUCAGCGGCUGCUUCAGAAUUCCUUCUAAGAGCUCUAAGGGUUCUAAGGCUCCAGCGUACACACCAUUCAGGAUUUGCUUUGGAUGCAAGGAUCACCCGGCUUGCAGGGAGGAUGUUGAUUUUUACAAGGACAAGCAGGUCGAUGUCCUGGAGCAGCAGAAUAAGGACUACGCCGCGACUGGGACUGCGGGGGGUCAAGAUGCUGAAGGGAACUGGACUCGUUGA
Messenger RNA from Aspergillus fijiensis CBS 313.89, 2277 nucleotides. RefSeq lists its product as uncharacterized. Gene Ontology annotation, molecular function: zinc ion binding; DNA binding; DNA-binding transcription factor activity, RNA polymerase II-specific. Gene Ontology annotation, biological process: regulation of DNA-templated transcription; DNA-templated transcription; response to xenobiotic stimulus. The record is from RefSeq and is a predicted model, not a curated record. Bases 1 to 2277 code for a protein of 758 amino acids. The transcript is spliced from 4 exons. Lineage: Eukaryota; Fungi; Ascomycota; Eurotiomycetes; Eurotiales; Aspergillaceae.